Molecule: messenger RNA, 1764 nt
Organism: Asparagus officinalis (garden asparagus)
Lineage: Eukaryota; Viridiplantae; Streptophyta; Magnoliopsida; Asparagales; Asparagaceae
Exons: 4
Coding region: 1-1764 (587 amino acids)
Source: RefSeq, a predicted model, not a curated record
AUGAAGGAUCGUGAUUUGCACCACACGCUCCUGUACUGUCGGUGGUAUCGAGGCGCCAGCGCUAAUCCUCCUGGUUUCUGGUUCCAGAGCUCAUGUCUGACGGAACGUGAUCGUCCUCUCAGAGGGUCUCUCCGUUCUUCAAGGCGAAGAGGCCAUCAAACCGCUAGGGAGCUAUUCUCAGAGGAUCCAGUGGAGGACCCUGAGAGUUUUGACGCCGGUUUAGACGAAUCUGAGGCUCCCGAGAUUCGAGUUCCUUCUCUUGGUCCCUCGUUGGAUGCCCCUGGUGAACCAAGAGAAUCUGAACACCCAAGACCGGCCCAGAGUCCAAGAGUUGGACAGAUGGGGGCUCCUCUUCUGUCUCCAAGUAGCUCGCUUCUCUCUAAAUGUCAGCGGGAGACCGCAGCCGAAAGUUCUCGAGCAGAGGCGGCCAAGAAGGUCCGUCGCGACGAGACCGUCGAGACCACUCGAUCGGCUGAAGGCCAGGAUAAUGUUUCCCAGACAAGCGUCCCUGGAGCGGCGACGUCUGGGUCUGGAGCUGUGUUGCCCGCCUCUUCUGCCGCAUCGGGGGCAGUUCCAGCGACUUCGAAGGACGCUCCUCCGCAAUCUGUCGUGAGCCCACAGACGGGAGUUCCAGCGACUUCUGUGUCCGCAUCAAGAGGUGCGGUUGAGAAAGUGAUCUCCAUUCCUUCCAACAAAGAGGAGGAAGCUGGAGAUGACGAGGGGACCACAGGCUCAGUUGAUCGUGCCCCCAAAAUUGCUGGCAAGGAGGAUCCUCUUUCUUGGGCGGGUCGCUCGUCUGGGGAGACGGGUGAAUCUGAGGAGGAUGACAACGUCUCGAUUCAUGAGACGUUAUCCAGUGAGGAAGAGGUGUUGGCUCGUGAGGAUGCGCCCGGCCAAAUAGGGGGAUCUCCUGCUCUUGCGGAAGCGUCGGCUGGGGAUCUUCCAUCAGCGCAAGAGUCUCCGCUUCAAAGGGAGACUUCUACUCCGCAAGUGACCACUUCCUUCCACUGCUCCGAGGGCGUCAUUGGCGCUUCAACUGGAAUUUCAUCCACGGUGGAGGAGGCUGCCCUCUCUCCCUUGGAGCAUGAGCGAAGAAGGAGUGCGGUACGAUCUGUGGCUGAUUUCCAAGACACUCUAGCCGGCUGGAUCAAGAUCGCUUUGGAGGAGAGUUGUCCCUUUGAGUGCUUCUUAAUCAAGAGGCUUGGCCACACUGCGGCGAAGCCCUACUUCCAGCGUAAGGAGGAAGUGAAGGAAGCUGUUCAAUGGUUGCUUGCUCUUCGCGCGAAGAGUUCCACUCUUGUGGAUCUCGCAACCGGCGAAGUCCGAGCAGCGGUUGAAGAACGCGAUCGCCAUCUGAACGAGACCUUGUCACUGGAGGCAAGAUUGUCAGCAGAGUUGGAGCAGGCCAAGGCUGAGGACGAACGAAUGGCCUUCGAGCAACAGAAGGCCGAUAAUCGCAUUUCUCGCUUGUCUUUGGAGGUAGAGAAUCUGAAGCAGGUUAUAGCUAAGGCGCAAGCCUCAUUAGCCAUUCAAGAGAAGGCUCGUGAACAGGCGGCCAAGGAGUUGGAAAGCAUUGAAUCUCGUCGGCAACUGACGGCUAAUUCCGUCGAGGAAAAGGAUCGAGCCCAUAGGGAGGUCAAAGAGACCGUCCAAGACUUGGCCUCGCACACUGAGGAAGAUCUUCGCCAAGAAAUCCUGCGGAGGCUAGAGCUUCGUCAUGCUAGGGAGAUUCGUGAGGCGGAACUGCGGUUGAAAGCCUUGUAG